AUGGGAAACCCCUACGUGGCGGGGGGCGGGGUGACGGGGUGGGAACGUGGCCCUUCGGCAGCUCGCGGAUGCCGGGACCGAGGCCGUGCGGCCCGGGGGCUUCAGGAGCACCGGGACAGGGGCAGGGACCCGCUCACGGGGUUUCUCUUGCAGGUCGGGCACGAGCCACUACCUCCAACCGUCGGAAGAAACGUGCUGGGAAGGAAAGUCCUGUACCUGCCCGGCUUCUUCACCUACGCCAGACACAUUGUGGAAGUGGAUGGGAAAAGAGGCCUCUUCCGCGGUCUUACUCCUCGCCUCAUCUCAAGCACUUUAUCAACCAUCACCAGGGGGAGCGUGAAGAAGGCCUUUCCCCUGGAAGACAUGGAGCACGUUUCUAACAAGGAUGACGUGAAGACCUCCCUUAGGAAAGUGGUGAAAGAGACAUCUCAUGAGAUGAUGAUGCAGUGCGUGUCCCGGGUCGUCUCACAUCCGCUGCAUGUGAUCUCCAUGCGCUGCAUGGUCCAGUUCGUAGGCCGGGAAGUUAAAUACAGCGGUGUGUUCAGCGCCAUCGGCAGGAUAUUUAAGGAAGAAGGGAUCCUGGGAUUCUUUGUCGGUUUAGUCCCUCACAUCCUGGGGGACGUCAUCUUCCUCUGGUGCUGCAACCUCCUGGCUCACUUCAUCAACACCUAUGCAGUGGACGAUAACUUCAGCCAGGCAUCGGUGAUCCGGAGCUACACAAAAUUCGUGAUGGGGAUUGCUGUGAGCAUGCUGACGUACCCUUUCCUUCUCGUGGGAGAUCUCAUGGCAGUGAACAACUGUGGGUUGCGCGCCGGCCUCCCUCCCUACGCUCCCGCAUUUACAUCCUGGAUCCACUGCUGGAGGUAUCUCAGUGCUCAGGGGCAGCUGUUCCGCGGCUCCAGCCUGCUCUUCCGCAGGGCGCCCAUGCCAGCCGCCUGCUUCCCCAUCGACUGACUCCUCGGCAGGGAGAGGUGAUAAACUUGGACUCCUCAAGAAACCCUAAGCUUGUUUCGAUAUAUGUAUAUUUUUUCUUUUCGAUCCAAAGUCCGUGGUGCCAGAACAAGACGGCUCCCCUCCAGCAAGGCCAGCAACAAGUUGGCUUCUGGAGAUCUGGCUUCAGGCUCCAGCUGGACCAAAGCCCCAUCCUCGUGGAUGUCUCGACCAGGACACGUAGCAGAGAGAGCAGAAGGGAGUUGUCUUGUUUCUUUGGUCCAGGCUGUAGCUCUGGAGUCGCUGGGGAAGUCUGGGAAACCAGAAAAUGCCCAGGUACUAAACAAGCCAGCCCCAAGAUGCAGGGACAAAAGACUGCUUCGUUCUGCCUGAGCUGAGAAGUGGCGAGAUCCAAGGUCGCCUUGCUGGGAAGGCUACGCCAGCUGCCCAGCCUCCUGUCUCACCUCUUCUGGAGAGGGCAAACGUUUGUGUGGCAGGUAGCUGGGCGAGAUCAACCCCGUCACCCAUAUUUAAGGUUUUGAGGGUACCUGAACACUAGGGAGCACACCACCUCCCACGGGUGUGAAAGGGAAAUUACAGUAUCAAAACAGAAAAGGGAAAUAAAGUCCCACUACAAAGAGCAGUGCAGUCCCAAAGAGACAAGUACAGCUCGACUCCGGGGCAGCACUGGGACUUGGACAUGGAGAGAGCACUUGGGGAGGGAUGUGCACUGCAGGUGGUAUCUGCUUUUGGGAAGGCUUUUUGCAGCAGGACGGGCUGUAUUUAGGAUACGCCCAGAGCUGCUGGGUGUAACCCGGGCAGGCAGCCUGUAGGCGUUUCUCAGGGGAGAUGGGUCCUGGGUUGGACCGGCCCAUGCUCGGGCGCAGCGUGUCUCUGUACCGGCACGACUGCAUCGCGCG
Molecule: messenger RNA, 1850 nt
Organism: Pygoscelis adeliae (Adelie penguin)
Lineage: Eukaryota; Metazoa; Chordata; Aves; Sphenisciformes; Spheniscidae
Gene: MTCH1
Product: mitochondrial carrier 1
Exons: 12
Coding region: 1-954 (317 amino acids)
Biological process (GO): positive regulation of apoptotic process
Cellular component (GO): membrane; mitochondrion
Source: RefSeq, a predicted model, not a curated record